AUGAAACUUUCUGUGACGCUCUUAGCGGCAGCGCUCGCUGAAAUCGUGUUUGCACUUCCAGGGGGUUUUCUGACUACUCCAUACCCAACGAGCAGCAGCUCUGUCGCACCUCAAACAACGGUCAGCGUAGGGCUAACCCCUCCUGCUUUGACCUAUUCACUCCAUGUUACCAAUGUCUCUGCCAUUACUGUUAUUUAUACAACGACCGAUACGGUAACGACAACAUCGUUUGUUCCACGUUCGAGCCCAGUCGUUCUCGAUGGCGUUUCUACCUACUAUAGCACAUGGUUAACAAUGUCCAUCGGCGAAACAACGACAUACUACAUCGUUUCCUCAACAUUAAUGCCGUCUUCUACAACCCCUACUCUACCUGCCUCUGAUCCUCCAUCUACUUCUGGAGAUCCACAAGGCCCUCCGGCUCCUACCGUUACUGUGACACACUCAAUGACAGUCACCGAGAGUAGUCAUGCCUGUGGUGCUACAUCAUCAGAAGACUCUGUUCAAUCUCAAACGUCGCCAACAAGCGAUUGCGAAAAUUGCCAAACAAUUAUCUACACUGAAAUCGAAACAAGCGCUAAAACUAUCGUUGUUCCUAUGACAACCUCCAAGUCCUCUACCUCUAGAAGGUAUCUUCCUUCCGGACAUUCUGUUUCUAGCAUGCAUCCUGAUUCCACAGGGGAUCCUACUUCUACCGAACAUCCCGUUUCCACCCAGCCUCCCGCAUCUUAA
Molecule: messenger RNA, 729 nt
Organism: Paracoccidioides lutzii Pb01
Exons: 1
Coding region: 1-729 (242 amino acids)
Source: RefSeq, a predicted model, not a curated record